Molecule: messenger RNA, 624 nt
Organism: Acanthisitta chloris (rifleman)
Lineage: Eukaryota; Metazoa; Chordata; Aves; Passeriformes; Acanthisittidae
Gene: GJB5
Product: gap junction protein, beta 5, 31.1kDa
Exons: 1
Biological process (GO): cell communication
Cellular component (GO): connexin complex
Source: RefSeq, a predicted model, not a curated record
AUGAACUGGUCAGCAUUCAGGGACCUCCUCAAAGGGGUCAACGAGUACUCCACAGCCUUCGGCCGCAUCUGGCUCUCCCUCAUCUUCAUCUUCCGCCUGUUGGUCUACGUGGUGGCGGCUGAGCGGGUCUGGAGCGACGACCACAAGGACUUUGACUGCAACACGGAACAGCCAGGCUGCAUUAAUGUUUGCUUUGACCACUUCUUCCCUGUCUCCCACAUUCGCCUCUGGGCCCUGCAGCUCAUUCUGGUGACCUGUCCAUCCCUCCUGGUCAUCAUGCACGUGGCCUACCGGGAGGCCAAGGAGCAGAAGCUGCGUGAAGCCAGCGGGGACAGCUACCGCCACAUCUACACCAACCCGGGCAAGAAGCGAGGGGGACUGUGGUGGACGUACCUGCUCAGCCUCAUCUUCAAGGCUGGUGUGGACAUGGUCUUCCUCUACAUCUUCUACCGCUUCUACAGGAACUACACCCUGCCCCGGGUGGUGAAGUGUGAGCUGCUCCCCUGCCCCAAUGUGGUGGAUUGCUUCAUCUCCCGGCCCACCGAGAAGAACAUCUUCACCCUCUUCAUGGUGGUCACCACCUGCAUCUGUAUCAUGCUGAGCCUCAUCGAGGCUUCCUACUUG